Ictalurus furcatus (blue catfish) is the source of this 2131-nucleotide messenger RNA. Its product is annotated as transcriptional protein SWT1-like. The transcript is spliced from 8 exons. Gene Ontology annotation, cellular component: nucleus. The record is from RefSeq and is a predicted model, not a curated record. Bases 686 to 1105 code for a protein of 139 amino acids. Lineage: Eukaryota; Metazoa; Chordata; Actinopteri; Siluriformes; Ictaluridae.
UUACACUCUUUGUUGUGAGGAUGUUUUGCAAUGUUGUUUGAAAAUACUUAAUCUUCAUUAAUUAAAAUAAUAAAUAAAUAAAUAAAUAAAUAAAUAAAUAAAUAUAAUAAAAUAAAUUAAAAUAGUGAAUUCCUGUUUGUGUAGAGUAGUGCAGGGAUGACGUCAUUUUGUAAAGCCGAAACCGGAAACGAGUUGGCAUUUUAGUACUUCCGGUUCCAUCGUCCCGAAGUCUGAGUUUUUUUAAAUGGGAUUUUUGUUAAAAGCCUGAAAUAAGGUCUGCGGUGAACACAAGUUCAAAAUAUUUUCACGUUUUAUUCUACCACAUAAAAUACACCAGUAAUACCCUACUCAUGAUUUUUAAGCUUUUACGUGUAUUUGGAACAGGCGGUUGCUAAAUGGGACUACAGACGUUGUCGGGGACAUUAAACGUCAUCACGCCGAACAGGAAAAACUUUGCAGAUAAACUGGUUCAGGCAGCAGCGAUGCCCAGAAAAAAGACCAGAACAAAGAAGCAUAAGAAAGAACGAAAGAAACACAGAUCAUCAUCGUCCUCCAGCGAGGAUCAGGGGACAGAGGACAGAGAGAGACACAGAAGCAGUCGCAGGGACAAAAACAAGCAUGUGAGCAGACUUCUUGUUACGACGCUUCUACUGAGUGCACAGAAACCAGUGAUAAUGAUUAUGAGAUGCAGGUAGUUGAGGAGCUGCAUCUGGCUCGCUCCAACAGACAACUGCACGUGAAGGUGGAGAAGAGUUACGGAGAGCUGACCAGCAUGGACGUAGACCCGGCAGACGAGAGUGCCACCAUUGCACUCAGUCAGAAACAGCAGCAGGACCCCCUCAUUGUGCUCGACACCAAUGUUCUCCUCAGCCACCUGGACUUUGUGAAGAGGAUUAGAUCCCAUGGACUUGGAGCUCUGGGGUUCCCGACGCUGCUGGUUCCCUGGGUGGUUCUACAAGAGCUGGACUCGUUAAAAAGCAGGAAACUGUCAAAGGCCAGCUGUGGACUACAUCUACACGUCCCUGAAGAACCAGGAGCCGCGUCUCUGGAGCCAGUCCAUGCAGCAAGUGUCUCACGCUGCCUGCAGGCUGAACGUGGAGGAUAAUGACGAUCUGGUGCUGCAGUGCUGUCUCCACUACAAGACAUUGUAACUUUAGCUGAUAAAGUAUAGAAACAUUAAUGUGAGGAGAAACUGUACACAUUGAAAACACUUGGAGUAAUUUAUAAUGCAUUCAUUUGUUUAUUUAGGUCAAAUUUCAUCUAAAGAAAAGGCUGCAUGCAAUGCAUUUUAUAGCAACGAUAAGAACCUGUGCAGUAAAGCUCUGCUGAGCGGAGUCAAGGCCCUGAUUAAUGGGCGUUCCCUAAAGUGGUUCUCAUCCUAUUUAUAUAGGAGAACCUUUGCUGUGGAAUUAGUGAGCUCUAUUUCCUGCUCUCAGCCUAUCUCAUCUGGGGUUCCUCGAGGUUCUUGUCUUGGCCCUGUGCUGUUUUCUCUAUAUAUGCUCCCUUUGGGAUUAAACUCUCAAACACAGUGUAGCAUAUCAUUGUUAUGUAGACCAUACCCAGGUGUAUCUGCCUCUGAAAUGUAAUGAUAACUCCAAACUGUCAUGUAUCAGGAAACUCUGGACUCCAGUUCCCAUCAGCCACUGCACUACAUGUCAUGACUGCGCUACAUGACCACCUGCACCUGAUUCAUGUUUCUGUUAAUGAGCACUCGUGUGUAUAUAUAGCCACUGUCUGCACUGUUUCUCUGUCUUUCGUUGUAUUAGACUUCUGUGUUCCAUGCCAUAGUGGUUUGCCUAGUUGUCUUGGUGUCUUUGUUUUGUUGUGUGUUUGUUUAAUAAACGUUCUUAUCUGCGAUUGCUUCUGAACCCAUCCUUGAUUCGUGACACAAAAUUGCAUCUCUGCUUGAUUAUUUGGAUGAAAUAAAGGUGUGGAUGGCAUCCAGUUUUUUGCAGCUUAAUGAGUCAAAAUCUGAAAUGGUGUUUUUUGGUCCAUCAAAGUUAGCCAGACAGCUUUCUCUAAAUCUGGGCCUUUUAGCCACCAAUUUUAGGAAUGUUAGGUGAGGAACCCUGGUGUGAUUUUUGAUUCUGAGCUGAAAUGUGAAAAACAAAUAAAUUUUCCAAGAAUCUUU